UAAUGGGUUAAUGCUUUUGGAUUGGAGCGUAAGCAAACGCCGUUUUGAACAAAUGCCGAAGAUAAAUCGCACGUACUGCACUGUAUACGGCUGCCUUGUCAACAAUGUUAAGAAUCCGCAUCAUUCAUUCUUUUCGAUACCUCGUAAUGAAGCAGUACGCUUGCGCUGGCUCCAACUAAUGGGGCGCAUGGACAUAGUGGACAGCUACCAUUACCAUAGAGUGUGCGAAGAGCACUUCAAGCCGGAAUACAUCCUGCUCAAAUCCACCAGGAGAAUGCUCAAGAGGAAUGUUCUGCCGACCUUGAAGCUGCCUUAUACUGGUGCUGAUGACGAGCCGCCUGAAGAAGUACAAAUCAAGCAAGAACUAGAAAUCAAGCAAGAAAUAGAAGACUCUUUCUCAGAACACGAAGACGACAUACUGGAAGCUUUGGAAAAAAGAAAAAGACAGAACGAGGAUGAUCUUUUAGGUGAAGCGAGCAAGAAAAUUAAAGAAAAUAGACACACAGAUGAAGAUUCUUUAGAAACCGCGCGUGAACUGGAAUCAAAGAUGGCGGCGGUAGCGUGGGGUGCGCACACGCCGCGCGCGGCGCUACGCCGUCAGUCAGCCGUGGGCACGCUAGCGGAGGGACGUCUCGCCGUUACCAUGUCGGCACUCACGCAAACGCAAAACUCGAUCCUCCGCAUUAGCGACGAGAAAACUCUUCAGCUCAUAGAGUUGUAUGAGCAAAAUGAAUGUCUUUGGAACACUCAUGUUCCUGAAUACAAAAGCAGAGAGAGGAGGCAGAAGGCAACGGAGAAGAUUGCUAGAAAACUCGAUAUUAAGUACUUCGAACCACGCCAUGUUGUGAUCAAGUUUAAGAAUUUGAGGAACUCUUACUGUCAGGAGUUAAAGAAGAUUGCGUCGAGCGUUAGUCUGGGGUUGAGUCAGGAGGAACAGUAUAAACCGAAGGUGUUUUGGUUUUCGAAGAUGGACUCGUUUUUGAGGCCUCAUCUGCAGCCAGGAAGAGCAACGAAUGGGGCGUUUUCCGUGCAAGUGGAUGGUGAACGAGUGAAGAGUGAAGCGGGAGACAGCGAUUCGAACCAAAACAGCGAAGACUUCUGCGUCAAAGAAGACAGCGUCAACUCAUUCCCUAUAGUAGAACUAGAUAUAGAUGAUUCUAUCAACUCUGAAGACGAGCCACCAAUGAAACGUGCGAGAUAUUCUUCUUCUUCUUCUAGAAUGAUAUCGUCUUUUGGUCAGAAUAAUCUAGAGAAGACUAUAAAAGACUUGGAAGCGAAGAUCGAAGAGUUGACUGAAGCAAAUAAAGAAGAUUAUUAUGACUCGUUUGGGAAGUAUAUAGCUUCUUUGCUAAGAAGUAUGCCGAAGGAAAGAGCGAUGCUUUUACAACCAAAAGUGAUAAGUCUGAUAGUAUCAGGGUCUGGGGGCGGAGAAGGCUCUGUGAGUCAGUCUGAUAAUUAGUUUUUUUUUUUUAUAAUUCUUUUGUAAUUGCAUUCCAAUAAACAUAAUGUUU
Molecule: messenger RNA, 1511 nt
Organism: Leguminivora glycinivorella
Lineage: Eukaryota; Metazoa; Arthropoda; Insecta; Lepidoptera; Tortricidae
Exons: 6
Coding region: 11-1459 (482 amino acids)
Source: RefSeq, a predicted model, not a curated record